CAACAAGAGCAACUUACGACGUCGUUUGAGAUGGCCUCGAGUGACAAGAGACCGACUCCGAACCCAGUCCACGGCGGCGACGACUCCACGACUCCGGGGAAGCCGAUGACGAUGGGGCAGCACGUGCUGGACAAAGGAGCGGAGAUGAUGCAGUCGCUGAAGCCGGUGAACCAGAUGAGCCAGCACGUGUGCACCUUCGCUCUCUACAGCCACGACCCGACACGUCAGAUCGAGACCCACCACUACGUCCAUCGCCUCAACCAGGACUUCCUCCAGUGUGCCGUCUACGACUCCGACGGCUCCCACGGCCGCCUCAUCGGUGUGGAAUACAUAGUAUCUGAUCGGAUUUUCGAGGCUUUGCCUCUGGAGGAGCAAAAACUAUGGCACUCUCAUGCUUAUGAGAUCAAAGCGGGUCUUUGGGUCAACCCCCGGGUCCCCGAGAUGGUCGGCAGGCCGGAGCUCGAAAAUUUGGCCAAAACUUAUGGCAAAUUCUGGUGCACAUGGCAGGUUGAUAGAGGUGAUAGGCUUCCACUAGGGGCACCUGCCCUGAUGGUGUCAUCGCAACCGGUGAACUUAGGACAUGUGAAGCCUGAGCUGGUGGCGAGGAGGGAUGACAAGUACAACAUAUCCACAGACGCCAUAAGCCAGUCGAGGUUGGAGAUCGGGGAGCCGGAGUGGAGCAAUCCGCAGGCGGACUAUUGGAAGAAUCACGGCAAGGGUUUUGCCAUCGACAUUAAGAGCACUGAGAUGAAGACGAGGGCGCCCUUUCCUUAGUUGCAACAUGUGUUGCAUGAUUGGGAUAAGAAGACGAGGGCUCCCUUUCCUUGGAAGGAACAUGUAUGUGUGCGGUACGAAUAAAUAAGUAGAUAAAAAUUAGCUAAGUGCCUGUUGAACUGUUUAGUCUAUGGAUGUGCAGUAAUGUGAAGGAACGUAUAUUAUGUUUUGUAGCUAGCUCUUUCCUUGUUUAUAUGGCAAACACAAAUUGCUUUUGUGUUUAUUUAGUACUUGUUGGAGGGUCGUCUACGUACAGUUUGGUUAUAUGUAUGUAAUUACCUGAUCUUAUUGAUAAGCUAUUAGUUG
Molecule: messenger RNA, 1080 nt
Organism: Rosa rugosa (rugosa rose)
Lineage: Eukaryota; Viridiplantae; Streptophyta; Magnoliopsida; Rosales; Rosaceae
Product: oil body-associated protein 2A-like
Exons: 3
Coding region: 31-774 (247 amino acids)
Source: RefSeq, a predicted model, not a curated record